This is a messenger RNA of Rhinocladiella mackenziei CBS 650.93, 453 nucleotides long. RefSeq names its product 40S ribosomal protein S17. Gene Ontology annotation, biological process: translation. The record is from RefSeq and is a predicted model, not a curated record. Gene Ontology annotation, cellular component: ribosome. Gene Ontology annotation, molecular function: structural constituent of ribosome. The transcript is spliced from 3 exons. NCBI's taxonomy places the organism in Eukaryota, Fungi, Ascomycota, Eurotiomycetes, Chaetothyriales, Herpotrichiellaceae. Bases 1 to 453 code for a protein of 150 amino acids.
AUGGGUCGCGUUCGCACCAAGACCGUCAAGAAGUCUGCCAAAGUCAUCAUUGAGCGGUACUACCCCAAGCUCACUCUCGACUUUGAGACCAACAAGCGAAUCUGCGACGAAAUCGCCAUUAUUGCCUCGAAGAGACUUCGCAAUAAGAUCGCCGGCUACACCACCCAUUUGAUGAAGCGUAUCCAACGCGGUCCUGUGCGCGGUAUUUCAUUCAAACUGCAAGAAGAAGAGCGCGAACGUAAAGAUCAGUAUGUGCCGGAGAUUUCGGCGUUGGAUUUCACGCAGAACACCGAGAGCGGACAAUUGGACGUCGACUCGGACACGAAGGAUCUGUUGAAGAGCAUGGGCUUCGAUUCCAUCCCGGUCAAUGUUGUUCCCGUCAGUCAGCAGCAGACGCAAGAGAGAGGAGGACGCAGAGUCUUUGGCACCGAUCGACCAGGCCGACGAGACUAA